GGAAAUGACGUAACAUCACGUGAAUCAGUGAAAAAAAAGUAUUUCCUUGUACUAGGGGAAAGCUGAGGUCUAGACAUGUCUAAACCCAAAUUAGUUGUGUUUGACCUCGAUUUCACACUGUGGCCUUACUGGGUGGAUACCCACGUCAAUCCUCCUUUCCGCAAGGAUAAGAGUGGGAGGGUGGUGGACUCAUGCAAUGAACAUGUCCGGCUUUAUGAAGACACCGUAGACGUUCUCCACUUUCUGCACACUCAGGGCAUACAGAUCGGCGUGGCUUCGCGCACAGGGGAAGUGGAUGGAGCCAAUGAGCUACUCUCACUCUACAACCUCGACCAAUACAUUUCCUUCAAAGAGAUUUACCCAGGGUCAAAGGUCCCACACUUUAACAGGUUGCAGGCAGACAGUGGCGUGUGCUACACAGACAUGAUGUUCUUUGAUGAUGAACCCAGAAACAUCAUUGAAGUCGGCAGGCUGGGUGUGCACUGUGUCCUGGUUCCUGAUGGUGUUACCUCUAAACUCCUUUAUGAUGAGCUUCAGAAGUUCAUGAAGAGGACCUGAGUGUGUAAAUCUCCGCUGCAGUGUACAGCGUGUCCUGCAGGGAGCAGCAGAGAUCAUCACUCUCAUCACUGCGUACUGUAACACUUUGUGAAGAGUGUAUUUUUGACUUUACUCAUGGACGUAACCACGCAUUCUUUGGGGGGGGGGGGGG
Molecule: messenger RNA, 709 nt
Organism: Ictalurus furcatus (blue catfish)
Lineage: Eukaryota; Metazoa; Chordata; Actinopteri; Siluriformes; Ictaluridae
Gene: mdp1
Product: magnesium dependent phosphatase 1
Exons: 6
Coding region: 76-558 (160 amino acids)
Molecular function (GO): acid phosphatase activity
Source: RefSeq, a predicted model, not a curated record